AUGUGUAGGGCACAUAAUUGGCUGGGCACGGUAGCUGCAACACAAAACCCUCACGUUUACCUGGCCUGGAGGCACAACUGGCCUGAGCAAAAUCAAUCCGGUUGCCAAGCCUCCUCGCAAGUCAGUCGGUCUGAUGGUCCGGUCACAAGACGGCUUGGACGAAACCCAGUUUCUCUCUUCGCCUUGUCUGUAUUCCACACCAAUCCUCUCGCCCUCUGGCGUCUAGGCCAUCAAAGAUUUAUACUUCCUGGCCGAGGCUCACAGACAAAUUGA
This is a messenger RNA of Protopolystoma xenopodis, 273 nucleotides long. Lineage: Eukaryota; Metazoa; Platyhelminthes; Monogenea; Polystomatidea; Polystomatidae. The record is from the annotation of a GenBank genome assembly.